Molecule: messenger RNA, 903 nt
Organism: Nelumbo nucifera (sacred lotus)
Lineage: Eukaryota; Viridiplantae; Streptophyta; Magnoliopsida; Proteales; Nelumbonaceae
Product: MSF1-like family protein
Cellular component (GO): mitochondrial intermembrane space
Source: RefSeq, a predicted model, not a curated record
GCGUUUCCGGUUUUCUGUCUCGCCACUUCGAACCGUUGCAGAGGGCAGAAAGCAAUCUCUCUUCUCUCUGGAAGAGAUGGUAAGAGCGUACACUCAGGAGCACGUAUACAGGCAUCCAUGGGAGAGGGUAACAUCCGCAUCCUGGCGCAAGUUUACCGACCCCGAGAACAAGCGCACGUUAUCCCACAUCCUUGAGGUCGACACCCUGAAUCGGAAGCUCGACCCUCUCACCGGCAAGCUCUACACCACUCGCGCCAUCACCAUCCACGCCCCCGGUCCCUGGUUCAUCCGCAAGAUUAUCGGCCAGGACAUCUGCCACUGCGUCGAAUCCUCGGUCGUCGACUCCCGAUCCCGCUCCAUGCAGCUCACCACCCGCAACGUCAGCCUCCAGAAGUUCAUAGAAGUCGAGGAGAAGAGCUGGUAUGAACCACACCCGGAUAAUCCCGAGGGUUGGACGGCUUUCCGGCAAGAAACCAGCAUCCGGAUCAAGCCCUUGUCCGCGUUGGCAUCGAUGGCCGAGAAGGUGGAGCAGCGUUGCGCCGAGAAGUUCCUGCAGAACAGUGUUAAGGGGAGAGAGGUCAUGGAGAGGAUCUGUAAGUAUCUUGAAGCUGAAUCUAGUGGGAUUUCCAUCUAAUUCUGAGAUUUCUUAUUUCUAAUUGGGUUAUUUAAGGAGAGGGUCUCUGGCCUUGACUUUGAUUUUCCAAUUCUUAAUCUGAUCUCAUAGUCCCCGAACAAUGGCGGAAAAUAUUAGAAAACAAAGAAAAAAAAACACACAAAGUGUUGUGAAGUUUGGACGAUAGGAUCUAAUGAUCUUCCCCCUUCACUUUGUUGCAAUUUUGAUGUAAUAAAUCGUGCCUUCAUUGUACAUUAACCGACUAAUCUAACCACUCUUUUUCUUUUUAA